AUGGAUAGCAACAGUAGUUACAGUCACAGCAAGGUACCACAGUUUGAUGGAACAGGUUAUGAUUUUUGGCGCAUCAGGAUGGAGACAUAUCUGAAAUCAUUGGGCUAUGGUGUUUGGAUGUCUGUGAAGAAUGAAUACAAAAUUCCCACAUGUGAUAUAACUGAUACAGUUGAACUCAAGAAGUAUGAAAACGACUCUAAGGCUAAGAAUGCACUUCUGAGUGCAUUGGUCAACACUAAGUUUGCCAGAGUUGUUGGAUGUGAAACUGCUAAAGAAGUGUGGGACAAGUUACAGAAUGUCCAUGAAGGCGAUGAGAAGAUCAAAGAGGCAAAACUACAACACUAUAGGUCACUGUUUGAUAAUUUGAAGAUGUCUGAUGAAGAUACAGUGGAGAGCUUCAUAAGUAAAGUGCCUGCUAUAGAAGAGUCAAAGAACUUGAAUGAGUUGAGUUUAGAUGAAUUGCAUGGUAUAUUGACUGCAUAUGAAAUGAGUAUGGUGAAUCCUAAAUCCACAGAGAAGGAGGUUGCAUUUAAAGCCAUGAAGAAGUUAAAAAUUAAGCAAGAAAAUGAUAAUGAAGAUUCCAAUGAUGAGCUUAUUGCCUACCUUGCCACGAAGUUCAAGAAUGGUAAAGGUAAAUACAAGGAAAAACUUUCCUUGAAGUGCUUUAAUUGUGGAGGUAUAAGACAUUUUGCCUCUAAAUGUCCAAAGAAGGGUAAAACAGUUGAGUCAGAUGAUGAAGACAGUCAAGCCUCCAAGAACAGCUUUAAAAAGAAAAAGUUCAUUUUAAAGAAGAAUGACACCUUGAAGAAAAAGAGUUUGAUGACAAAAAAAGAUGACACCUCUUCAGAAGAAUUAACAGAAGUUGAAGACUCUGAUGAUGAACUAAUGUUCAUGGUCUUAGCAAGCAAUGACCAUCAAGAAGAGGAAGAAAAACCUGAUAAGGAUGAAGAAUUAGAAGCUGAAGAUCUGGAAACUAUUUUUUAUACUACCUUAAAUGAGCUCAAGAUAGAAAGAAAAAGAAGCAAGAUGUUGGAGCUUGUAGAAGAAGGAGAAAAAAUCAGUUACCUAAAGCUCACCAUUGAAGAAACACAAAAGAUGACUGAAGAUAUUAGCAUCAACUUAUCUUUGAAAGUUGAUGAAUUUACAACUGUGAAUGACAAGGGCAAUGAGGUUUCUGUUCAAGAAACUGAAGAAGAACAUGAUCAAGCAUCAAAUGGAGCUAGCAUGUUAGAUGAUCUUCUUAGUAGACAAAGACCUAUCAAUGAUAAAUCUGGUCUUGGUUAUGAGAAUGAGAGUUCUUCAAAGGGAGUAAAGAUAAAAGGGAAUGGCACUGCACAUAAUCCGAUCAGAUUUGUUAGUGAGAAGAGAAGAGGUUCAAGACCUAUGAAUUUUGCUAACAAGAAGAUUGAUGAGGAUGGGUUUACUACAAUAUACUAUCAGAGAUCCAAAGACUACAUGAAGAAUAUUUGGCAGACUCAAAGGUUCAAUGGGGAUUGUUAUGGCUGCAACAUGUAUGGACACAGAGUAACAGAAUGUAGAAGGAAUGCCAAGCCUGCAAUUGUCAAAAUAAAAAACAAGUUUGCACCACUGGUUGAUCAGAAUGUAGAAUGUGAAAGAGAUAGAUUUUUAAAUCUUGAUAAAGUUGAAAGUGGCUCAGUUAGAUUUGAGAACAAUGAUGGGGCCAAGAUUGAAGGCAAGGGAACAGUCAACUUAGAUCAAGGAAGAAUAAAAUCUGGCAGGGUGUUGUAUGUGAGCUGGUUGAAACAUAACUUUCUGAGUGUGAGUCAGAUAUGUGACCAAGGAAAUGAGAUCUUAUUUAUGAAGGAAGGUUUUGAGAUAAGGAAGACGAAAAAUGGAAAGAAAGUGGCUCAUGGUUCCAGGACAGAUGAGAAUUUGUAUGUUCUUACAGAGAACAAUGAUGACAAUUGCAUGAUUAGUCAGGAGAAUGAAAUCACACUUUGGCACAAAAGACUUGGGCAUAUAAAUUUCAAGAACUUAGCCAAGUUGAGCAAGAACAAUGGUGUUAAGGAUCUUCCAAAAAUCAAGAACCUCACGAAUCAUGUUUGUGGACCAUGCCAGAAGGGUAAGCAAACAAGGGCUAUAUACAAGUUAAAGGAACAUAAUGCUAGUAAGCCUUUAGACUUAAUUCAUACAGAUUUGCGUGGACCAAUGAGGACUCAAGCAAUUAGAGGAGAGAGAUAUUUUAUGUUACUUAUUGAUGAGUACUCAAGGAUGACAUGGGUCUUUUUUCUCAAGGACAAAACUGAAGCCUUACACUCCCUCAAGGUGUUCAAGAAAAGGGUUGAGAAUGAGACUGGCAAAACAAUCAAGUGCAUCAAAUCUGACCAAGGAAAGGAGUUCACAUGGAGUGCUUUCACAGAAUUUUGUAAUGAACAUGGCAUAUGA
This is a messenger RNA of Telopea speciosissima, 2406 nucleotides long. RefSeq lists its product as uncharacterized. The record is from RefSeq and is a predicted model, not a curated record. Bases 1 to 2406 code for a protein of 801 amino acids. Lineage: Eukaryota; Viridiplantae; Streptophyta; Magnoliopsida; Proteales; Proteaceae. Gene Ontology annotation, biological process: DNA integration. The transcript is spliced from 4 exons. Gene Ontology annotation, molecular function: zinc ion binding; nucleic acid binding.